CUCCGUACGCGCGCCGGCUUUCCUCGUCCCCGCUCCUCACGGCCACUCACUACGCACGGGGCUCCGCGUAGUGCCGCCGCCAGUCGCGCUGCGACCUGCGCCGACAUCGCACCGUGUUUAUGUCUGGCCUUCGUUAUAUUCAUCCGUGAUAUCAUUCAUGCUAAUCUCCGGCCGUUGAUUUUCCUGCCGACUGAGUGACCGCGGUGUGUCGACGCACGAUACCACGAGUGCCGAAUGUUCGUGGAUGUUACGUCCGUGUACUUUUCCAUUGGAUUCCGAGCGAAUCAAACCAGUUCGGAGUGGCAGAGGGCGCCUUUCCUCGGAUGAGAUCUCCGAGCAGUGAUCGAAUCUGUUACCCGCGGCCUGCGAUGCUGCGUCCGUGACCGUCUUGCAACAGUGCUACGAAACCACAUCCGAUGAUCUCAGCCAGUCUUCCCGGCGAGGCGCUGCCCCAACUGGGGCAGCUUGGGCUCAGUCACCUGUACCCCCCGCAGCCGCCCGCCGGCAUGGCGCCCGAGUUCCUCGCGCCACCGCCGCGGCCCUACGCCCGCUACGCCCCGCGGAGACCCCGUGACGCCAUGCCUGCUCCCCCGGCGCCUCCUCCGUUCGCGGCCGUCCCUGGAGCCUACGCGUCGUUCCUGUCGCACCAGGCCCCGUACGCGUCCUACUUGUACCCGAGGACACGAGCGCCGCCGCAGCCGCCGCCGACGUCCAUCAACUACCCGCUGCGGCCGCGCCCCACGUCGGGGUUCGUGCCGCCUGCGCCGGCGCCGCGCUCUCCGCCGGUGUCUGUGCCCGCGCCGAUACCUCAACCACAAGAGGCGUCACCAAUAUCACCUGAGCGAGGGGCUCCUGCGCCGUACUUCUGCAGAGGAGCGCUGAUCCGCCUAGAAGACGGCUCGUUGCGGCGUGUCGAGGACAUGCGCUUAGAAGACUUCGUCUCCAGCGCGGAGAGGAACGGCGACCUGGCACUGACCCAGUGCACGGUCCUGAGGAUCGACGAUCGAGGCGAAAAACUUGCACUAACGCUGACGUACGAUAGGAAUAGAUCACAGGUGGAACUUGAAUCGACAGUAGAACACCCGUUCUUCGUGUACGGACGUGGCUGGGCGUCGGGCAAGCCGGAGCGCACGCAGGCGCGGUAUGGCCUCCAAGUGGAGAGGCUGCAGGUCGGCGACGUCUGCGUGUCGCUGGUGCCGCGCAAGCACGUGCGCGCGCCGCCCGCCAGCGCGCAACACCUCGCCCCUGCGCCGCCGCAAACACAUCCAGAAAACCUCAGCGUCAAAGAAGACGCCCGCAAAAGACGGUGGUCGGCCUCCGACGUCUGCCAAGACGACCAUCCACCGCACAAAAAACGCUGAACCAUCCAUCCCGUCGUUUCUGGGAACUCUUGAAUGUGUUGUGAUUCGUUGCAAAGACUCUCUUCGGACAAUUUUUGUUUUUGUUCUUUGACACACGUUUGUGACCUGCCAACCGAUACUGCGUGUUACACACAUUAUUUCUUUUGGAACAGACCCAGUGAGUGAAGCGUGUGAGUGAUCACGCGAUUUUCACGGUUUCAGCAGUGAUCGGCAGUCCAAUCGUACGCUUAUGAUAUUCUAUUCGGGAACUCUAGGUGCUUUUUAAUGUCGGGUGCUUCUGUACGCGUUCGUGUACGAUGUUUGUAAAUAUGUAUGUAACUUAGUUCAAAGUUAAACUUUACACUCCAUGACUAAAUAAUGUGUCACAAAUGUAGUUAGAAUCGCGCUUACGUAGCUCUAGGAGCAAACGUAGUCGUUAUUAUCGACACUUGUUUAUAUAGUGGAAAACCUGUAAUGAACAUUCAUUCAAACAUGGAGUAAACUUCAAAUGAGCACAAAAUAACACUGUGUAAGUUUGUAACAGAUCUUAUAGUAGGUUAGAAAUUGUGAUAACCAUUGAGAUUUUAAUUGCCAGAUUCGUGGCGAUGCAUAUUAGACAAAAUGUUAAAGGUACAAUGAAUGUUAGAUGUAGAUAGUAGCUGUGGCCGACGUGUUAAGGUCCGAGCACACCAAAAGCAGAUCACAGAGAAUGCAGUUUGAAAGUAGGCCCGCACCAAGUAGUGAUAUAAAAAGCUCUUCGAACUAAUGGCAUCAAAUUGAAACGCGGGCCCGUACUCGAUUUGCUCUGCCGCCACGCCGCAGUGUGACGACUUUGAAGAGUUUCUUGUAUUACCACUUGAUGUGGGCCAGGUUUUAAACUGCGCUGCUUCUGCCCUGCUUUUCGUGUGUCGGACCUUUAAGUGUUGAACUGUUGACUGAUUCGGUUCGCGUCGUCCGGUCAGGGGUCUUACGAAGUUCGCUAAUCAAGCUGAGACAGCGAUACAUUGAGCAUUAGGAGUAUAUUUCAUAAGGCUAAAUUAAAUGAAUGUAACGUGUGGUAGUACGUCCCCACUUUUUGAGCAGUCCUGUCACGGCUCUCCGAUGGUUGUGACUGCAGACAUAUCCCCGUAUCGUCUCAAUAUUGGCAGUCGUCACGCGGACACCAUAUCCCCAUUAGAACUCCCAUAUGACACGUAGUUGUAACAAGUGAUACUUCGCUGAAUCACAGUGGCAAAUUCUUCUGACAAAUAACUUAAUCUUGUAAUAUAAAUGUUAUUCAUUGACAUAUAAAUAUGUAUUAUAAAAUUUAAAUUUGUAGACGUCAUCUCUAUUGGUUCUUAACGUCCAUGUGUGGUGGUGAUACACAUAAAUUGUUUAAGAGAAGAUGUAUACUAUACAUAAUAAACACACAGUCUGUGAUAUUUUGUAGUUAUUGGUCAGAGUAGGUUUGAGGUAUUGCUUGAAUAAAGGAAAUAUAUAUGUUUUAGACUAAGUACGUAUUGCUAAGAGAUGUUGUAUACUCAGAUAUAUUUCGCUGGAAGAAACCGAAACUUGAAACAAAUACAAACAUAGCGUCUGUGAUUAAUAUACAUAUAUCGUUAUUAACGUAACGAGAAUGCAUGGCCAUAUCAGAAAAUCAAAUUAAUUUUGUAUAUCAUAAGUAGCUAUGUAUAUUUUUUCUGCUUUUAGUAUUUCAUCAUAAAUUGUUUUACAAAAAUGUCAUACGGAGAUAUCAGUCUCAGAUUUUCAACGUUAACCUAAAAAUAUGUAUAAGAGUGAAAUAGAAGGAGGUAUUAUGUCGUCUCUAGAACACAUGCCGCCAUGACAGAAUCUGGACAGCAGUUCAUGAUUGAAAGUACAGUGAGCGUGUGUGUCUGAGAGCCGAUAUGCCGGAGGGUAAGCGAAUCACUCCAUCUUUGCUGUAGGUGGCGAAGGUCGCUCAAUGUGGAGCUAGGUCGCGCCGGCUCUCGUUGUACCACCUUCGAAACAUGUUAUUAAAGGAAAUUGCCAUAAUCCGCAGCAACUAGUUGUAGAGAACUUGCCAAAUAUCGGAGUACCCCGAUACAUACAGCAAUAAAACCAAGGGAAACUAGCCGAUGGGUCCACGAUUUAUUUCAUUGUACCAAUCAACGUAUUUUAAAACUGACAACCGAAACACGAAACCUUCAUGACGGUGGAUGGUGUUGUACAAAAGUUCAAUAAUUUGUUGUGUAAUGUAUAUGUAAUUAGUUUUAUCGUCUUAUUUGUAAUUUUAAUGAAAGAUCUCAUUUUAUUAAUCGGUAUUUUCUAACAAGGCGCUUUCAUUAGAUCAUGACUAAGCCUACCUCACAAACUUUAAGACUAGUGGCUCGCGCGCGGGCCGGUCGCAAUCAAGUCUAAUCAAGAUCUCAAUUUGAUGAAAAUGAACUUUUAAAAAGACUGGGACGCUUUACUGAAUGUUGUGGGAUAGUAGUUUCUUUGAAGAUAUUAUUAUGAGAUAGGGGCAUUUAUAUUGUAACGCUCGUUCCGUGACAUAUCCUGCGAGGCUCCUUUGACAAGCCGCUGGACGUCGUUUAGUACAAAAUUUGAUAAAACAAGUAUUAUUCCCAAAUUUAAAAUCAGAAAGUAUUAACUUGAUUUCAACAAAAGGUGCUAAAUUUUUUUGUAAAAAUCAAACUUAACUUUGUGGAGAGAAAUAGUUUUUUCUAGACAAUGCCUUUACAUGCCAAUGAAAUUGGUAUAAAUCAUCGUUCUUCCGCGUAUUCCGUAAAAUGCCAGUCAAUUACCUAAUUUAACUUUUAAUUUCAUUUGUCAACGUCCCACAUUAUAAGAAAUAUAAUAUUAAUAACAUGCAUAGUCUAAACAUCACGAUUUCCAUAGCUUUGAUGUUUUGUAAAAACUGGCAUUUUUUAAAUUUCCAUUUCUUUGGUUGUUGAUUAAAUUUUCCAUUCUAUACAAUGCAAUGUUAAGUGUCAGUCGAAUGUUUUUUUCAGUCAACUAAUUUUGUUAUGCAAAAUAGAUAAUUAAGAUAACGUCGUUUACAAAUUAUACUUAUAAAAAUGCAAGUUAUCUGUUUUUCAACUGAAUCAAAUCAGAUUUUCAUAAAAUGACGAUUUUAGCAGUGAUCAAUGAUUUGUGUGAAUGAUAUAUACUUAUAUAAGUGUUGUUAUAGAUUGUUCACUUUAAAUUUCAAUACUAAUUGCCAGAUAACAUGUUUAAUGAAUGAUGGUUUAUCAAAUCAAUCUUUUGCUUAACCCCUCAACAGUCCAACUAGAAAGUUUGCGUUAAAUAAAAAAAUAAAACUAAAAUAUGCAGAAUAUAACUGAAAUGUUCAUGGUUCUUUGUGGUGUGCAUUUUAUAAACAAUUGAUUAUUUUCAUCCCAAAGACAAUCCUUACACACAAUUUAAAAUAGUGUAACGCUUGAACUGUGGACGUGGGGAGGGACAAGAAGAUACACAUUAGGUCUUGAAGUUAUCUGGUAAUUGGCAUAAUUUAUGUAUUGCCAAUGUCACUUGGCCAGUAACGGUUUUUGUAGUCCAUAGGUAGAAUAAAUAAAAUGACCACAGCACAAAUAAAUUGUGCCAUUCACUUCAACAUACAUUUUCUUCGAUAAUAACAGUUUUUGCUAAGAUCUAUAUGUUAUCAGAAUAUCAAGUUAAGGAUCUUAUCAAGAACUUGUUCGUAAUAUUGGAAAUUAAAUUCAUUUUGAUAUAACCCCUAAUUGAGUGUAUAAGUAUAAAAUAUUCUCACAAAACAAAAAAAAAACCGUUUUUUAAAACGUAGAAUCAGUUUAUAAGUAGAUAGAUAACAGGAAAUAUUGUGUCAUUUAAUUCAUAGAUAAAUAUAAAAUUGUUAUAUAAUUAUUAUGACAAAUAUGGCAAAUAUAUAUGUAUAUUUUAUUGUAUAGCGGAAUGAGUACUAUUUCAGAUUAUAAUGUAAAUGGAAAAUGUUAUAGAUCAAGAUAUGUUAAAAUAAGUUAACUGUUUGUAAAAAGAAGAGAAAAUAUGUAUAAUGAAUAUUUGAUA
Amyelois transitella is the source of this 5345-nucleotide messenger RNA. RefSeq names its product ataxin-1 (gene Atx-1). Gene Ontology annotation, molecular function: protein binding; RNA binding. The record is from RefSeq and is a predicted model, not a curated record. The coding region runs from base 417 to 1361 and encodes 314 amino acids. The transcript has 4 exons. NCBI's taxonomy places the organism in Eukaryota, Metazoa, Arthropoda, Insecta, Lepidoptera, Pyralidae. Gene Ontology annotation, biological process: regulation of DNA-templated transcription.